AAAUUCCCCAUAUGAAAACACAUAUACAGUCAGUUCAGCUUCAUGGAUCUGAGCGAUGUUGAAGGCUGUAGUUCUGUAAUUUAAUCUUAUCAUGGAUUUGACUAAUAAGGACCUUUGAGAGCAAUAGGAAAACAGACGAUCAUCAUGAUAUUUUAUUGAUCCUUUGUCAGAUUAUAAACAUGAGAAGGUUUGACAGAAGUUACCUGUGCGAUGGCCAGACCCAAUGCAAAGUCUCCGGACAGAAAUAGUCAUUGAGAUUUAUUUCACGCAUAUGGAAAUUAAGUAAAUAUUAGCCAAUUUAAGACUGCACAGUUUCUUAUAUUUUUCAGACAUGAAUUGAAACACAUAAUCAGCAAUAAUCCCUUCAAUGAGCUUUACACUGUAUAUUUUUAAAAACAAUGAUUUUGAGUUUGCAGCUGCUUCUGUGUGACCUGCAGCACGCAUGCUCUUUCACUCUACUGUACUCCACUGGCAUUAAUUAAAAAGUUUAUAAAUUCAGUAAUCUUUUUCUUUGAAAUGCCAUACAUUUUGCCUUAUUUUAAUUAUUAUUUUCUAAAUAAAACUUUUGAAAAAAUAUAUUUGAUAAUUUGAUUGACAUAAAAAUUUUAGGGUUGCUAUGAUGACAGUCAGGGUGGCUGAAGCCCCCCUGAAAAGGGUCUAGAACCGCCCCGUUCUGAAGUAAAGUAUAAAAGAUAGGACUCCUCAUUGACCAUCACACAAUCUACACUGAAGUUCUGAAAGUGAAGAUUUGACAUAAAGAUUCAUCAUGGCAGUCAUGAGAGCUCUUGUGCUUCUUUUCUUGGUCUUUUCUGUUGAGAAUGCAGCAGCUCAAAAUAAAUGCCCACAUGGAUGGACACCUUUUGGUCUGCAAUGCUACAAAUUCUUCCCUCAGUUAGUUAACUGGACCACAUCUGAGAAAAACUGUCAAUCUAUUGAUUCAAAUCUUGCAUCUGUGCGCAAUACAGUGGACAACAACUUUCUCCUGAGUCUUGUGUCUGCUGACACACAAGCUUGGAUUGGUGGCCAUGAUGGUGAAAUUGAAGGACAAUGGCUGUGGUCUGAUGGAUCUCAAUUUGACUUUAGCAACUGGUGCCCUAAAGAACCUAACAAUAAAGGUGGUACAGAGCACUGCCUGGAAAUAAACCAUACCACUAAUCGUUGCUGGAAUGAUGAAUCCUGUUUAACCACAAUGGGUUACAUUUGUGCCAAACCUCUGAGAUCAUGAAAAAUCAAUCUGUAUCAAAAGUACUAUGAUUGUACAUGCCUAUACAUUUUUCUGAUCUUAUCUUGAAAAAUCUCUGAAAUUAUCUUUUUAAAUUACUGAACCUUUCUGAAAACUUUUCAAACCAAUAAAAGCAUUUAUAAAGCA
Paramisgurnus dabryanus is the source of this 1369-nucleotide messenger RNA. The record is from RefSeq and is a predicted model, not a curated record. Lineage: Eukaryota; Metazoa; Chordata; Actinopteri; Cypriniformes; Cobitidae.